Messenger RNA from Phoenix dactylifera (date palm), 1260 nucleotides. The record is from RefSeq and is a predicted model, not a curated record. NCBI's taxonomy places the organism in Eukaryota, Viridiplantae, Streptophyta, Magnoliopsida, Arecales, Arecaceae.
UAUGUUGUCUGUGCAGAGGCUGUCUUUGUGGAGACCUUGCCAAUUGUGAAAUCAGUACUAGAUGGGUACAAUAUGUGCAUUUUCGGAUAUGGGCAGACAGGUAGUGGGAAUACAUUUACGAUGGAAGGAACAACAGAGAACGGGGGUGUUAACUACAAAGCUUUGGAGGAACUGCUCAAGUGUUCCAAGGAAAGCAGCUCCAUAAUCAGAUAUGAACUUUCUGUGAGCAUGUUGGAGGUCUAUAAUGAGAAGAUCAGAGAUCCUCUGGUAGACAAUGCAGAUCAACCUGUGAAGAAAUUGGAGAUAAAGCAAGUGGCAGCCGGAAUACAGGAUGUGCCUGGGUUGGUUGAAGCUCAGAUCUGCAGCAUAGAUGAGGUGUGGGAGAUGCUUAAAACUGGAGCAAGGAACAGAUCGGUUGGGUCAACCAAUGCAAACAAGCUCUCACUGCUUCAUUGCAGCAUGGUUCGGGUGACUAUCAAGAGUGAGAAUUUGGAGAGUGGGCAGAGGAGCAGGAGCCACAUGUGGCUUGUGGAUAUAGCUGGAAGUGAACGUGUUGCAAAGACUGAAGUUGAGGGCCAGAGGUUGAAAGAGUGUCAGUUCAUCGAUAAGUCACUCUCGGCAUUAGGAGAUGUUAUCUCUGCUCUUGCCUCAAAGAACCCCCAUAUUCCAUACAGGAACUCAAAGCUUACCCGUCUGCUCCAAAGCUCUCUAGGAGGAGAUUGCAAGACUCUUAUGUUUGCACAGAUCAGCCCAAGCUCAGCAGAUUUGGGAGAAACACUCUGCUUAUUAAAUUUUGCUAGUCGAGUCCGGGGAGUUGAGCAUGGCCCUGCCCGUAAACAAUCAGAUCCAGCAGAAAGUUUCAAGCUUAAACAGAUGGCAGAGAAGCUCCGACAGGAAGAAAAGGAAACAGCAAGAUUAAAUGAAAGCUUGCAGUCGAUGCAGCUCAAAUAUGCAUCACAGGAGUAUGUCAUUAAAACUCUUCAAGAAAAGGUUAGAGAUCUUGAGAACCAGAGGGCCUCCAGACAGACUGCCAAAUUCUCCAAGCCACCACCGGCUCCCAUCAAGGAGAGGCCUCCUUUGAGCAAAAUCACUAACCGUUUGCCACGUUAAGAAAGAAGUGGUUCAGAUCAGUCAGGCAACCUAGAUUACCUCCAAACUUGCUUCUUGUGUGGAGAUCAGAUGACCCAUUUAAGGGAUAAAAAUAUCACAUCAUAUUCUUUUAUCUUCCAUCACCUCUAUAUGUUUAAAUAUUGCUUUUAA